GAGGCAUAAAGUUGCAUAAGAACAGGAAAUGUUUUGAACCUGUCUACCUAUCACCGCCGUCUCAUAUCAUCAACUUUACUCUUUAAAAAAACAACAAAGAGUCAACAUCAAGAUGAUCCUUUUAUGGAUUACACUGCUUCUUCUCCAUGGAGUAUAUGCACUGAUCCCAGUGACCACAGUUCAACUAGGUGAAUCUGUGACCUUCACAUGUCUCUACCCUGAUCUGGAGUACAGCAAUACACGGAUCAAGUGGUACAAACAGACUUUUGGUGAUACUCUUGCAAUUAUUACUACACUGAUGAAAGCUACUGCAAGUCCGACAUUUGAACAAGGAUUUUCUUCUUCACGGUUUAAUGCAAACCACACUGAAACCAUGAGCACUCUGACCAUUUUGAAGACAAUUGAAGAAGAUGAGGCACUGUAUCACUGUGGGAUCACCACCUGGAGUAAGGAUAGGUGGAGUGCCACAUAUUUGACUUUCAAAGGAAACAAUCAGAGGAGGACAGACUAUACUGUUGUUCAGCAGCCGACAGUAUCUGAUCCAGUCCGUCCAGGAGACUCUGUGACUCUCCGGUGUUCAGUCCUCUCUGACUCCGACGAUAAAGCAUGUCCAGGUGAACACACUGUGCACUGGUUUGGAGUCAGAUCAGAUAAAUCUCAUGCAAGCAUCAUCUACACUCAUGGAAAUAGUCUUGAUGAAUGGGACAGGAAACCUAAAGCAAGUUCUUCUCCAAAGAGCUGCGUUUAUCACUUCUCCAAGAACGUCAGCUCCUCUGAUGCUGGGACUUAUUACUGUGCUGUGGCCACAUGUGGAAGUAUUAUAUUUGGAAGUGGAACAAAACUGGACAUUGAAGCAUCCAACAUUACACUACCCACGUUUGGAACCAGCUUGUGGUCUGUUGAUGUUUUACAGAAGGACAGUAUAAUUCUGUUUGUGCUGUGCGCUGUCUUGGCUAUAAGUGUGAUUGUUAUAGCCUUCCUCAUUUUCACCAUCAAGAAAAACAAAUGUGAUGAUUGCAAUGAUAAAGCUGCUGUUGUUUCCCUGCAAGAAAAUGUUGCAAAAAGGAAUUUAAAGAGAGAUGACACAUGGAUUUAUUCCACUGCCGUCUUUACCAUGGUGAAAACUGGCACUGGUGGAACGAGGGAUUCAAAAGCAGGGGACAGAGAGAGAAUCUACACUGCUAUCAAGGCUCUUGGAUUAGAUUAGAAAGUUAAGUGGAUUGUUUGAGAUCAGUUAGUGUAGUUAUAUGUGACAUAUAUAAUAUUUUGUUAUUAUAUGCGACUAUUACAUAAUGUAUAAUAUAUAUCUUGAUUUAUUGUUUUGUUGUUAUGAUUAAAACUAGUUAGAGACUGAAUUAUGCAAUGCAUUUUAUUCCAUUAAAGUAUCUUAGACUUCAAA
Dicentrarchus labrax (European seabass) is the source of this 1399-nucleotide messenger RNA. RefSeq names its product signal-regulatory protein beta-2-like. The coding region runs from base 113 to 1207 and encodes 364 amino acids. The transcript has 7 exons. The record is from RefSeq and is a predicted model, not a curated record. Gene Ontology annotation, biological process: response to bacterium. Lineage: Eukaryota; Metazoa; Chordata; Actinopteri; Moronidae.